This is a messenger RNA of Pelobates fuscus (common spadefoot toad), 573 nucleotides long. It is a transcript of the gene KISS1, whose product is annotated as KiSS-1 metastasis suppressor. NCBI's taxonomy places the organism in Eukaryota, Metazoa, Chordata, Amphibia, Anura, Pelobatidae. The record is from RefSeq and is a predicted model, not a curated record. The transcript has 3 exons. Gene Ontology annotation, molecular function: kisspeptin receptor binding. The coding region runs from base 29 to 439 and encodes 136 amino acids. Gene Ontology annotation, biological process: G protein-coupled receptor signaling pathway; positive regulation of cytosolic calcium ion concentration.
CUACAGUGAUAGCUGAGAAGCCGAAAAGAUGCCUUCGCCAGCACUGUCUCUUCUCUAUCUGCUAGUUGGAGUUCAGCUUGUAGAGUCAGCUGCGGAGGGUCUAGAUCCCUCCUCCAAGCUCACAGGUGAAAACAGCAGUCUAAUGCCUGGUCGUAGCCAGUGGCUCAGGUCCUUGCCAUGCCCAGACAAGAUAUCAGCCAUAUUUAAGAGGGAUAAGACACCUGUACUUGCCCUUUUAUGUCGGAGGAAAAAGUUUUAUCCACCUAGUCAGCUGUGGUCAGAAGAAUCUCCUGUACCUAGCAGGGUAAUUCCCGCACCUGAAGGCGCAUUGCUGGUUGAGAGAGAAAAGGAUCUAUCUACUUACAACUGGAACUCAUUCGGCCUCAGAUACGGCAAAAGGCAAAAUGGGGCAUUAAAUUCCAAAGUGAAAAUCUGGUAGUGUUAAGGGAAGGGCUGGGAGGGUAUGCCAUUUCUUCAAGGUGUUCUACAGUUUGAUAAAGGUUAUGAUGUGAUUUCCUGUGCUAAACUUACACAAACACUGUUUUUAAGUUAAUGUGUAAGAUGCCCUAAAAU